AUGGCUGAUGGAGUGCCAAAGCAGUAUGCAAAGGUUUCAGAUCAUCUUAAGAGCAGAAGCACAUUUUCAUUGUUGGAAUAUUUGAUUUCCAUUGGAUAUUCUGAGGAGAGAGCGCUGAAGGCUUUGGCAGCAACAGGAAGAAGAUCAUCACAAGAAGCAUCUGAAUGGUUAGUUGCUCAUCAAAAUGACCCCACCUUGGAUGACCCAAUUCCUCAAGAGUUCAUCCUGUACCUCUGUCCUUCUGGACCAUUGGCAGAGUCACUGUCAGAAUUCUGGAAGCAAAGCAAGAAGCAAGGUGCUCGAAACAGAGCUCAUGAUGUCUUUCCACACAUAACACUUAGUGAUUUUUUUACAUGUGAAGACAGCAAAGUAGAAGCCUUGUAUGAAGCCUUAAAGAAAACCGGUGAUAUGUUUUUGGCUUAUUUCCCUCAGCCUCUUUCUCUGUUACUGCAUUCCUCCAGCAGCUACAUUGGUUUCUUUUUAGAGGAAAGUGAAGCAAAUAUUAUUAAGCAGUUUGCAGUAGCAUUUGCAAAGGAAGCUGUUCAGCUGGCAGAGUGCCAAAUAAAACCAUCUACCAAGCAAAUUCAUCUCACAAUGGCUCACAAGUUUCAUCCACUCAACCAGAAAUUACUGGAAAACCUUGCUGGCUCAGUGAACCCCAAACUCCAGUGCCAGUGGAUGGCUGCACUUUAUUCUAGAGACAUGCGAUUUGUACACUAUCAGACUCUACGAGCAGUGUUUCCUUACGAUCCACAAAAUGCUGAUGAACUGGAAAUGAAAGUUGGAGAUUAUAUUUUUGUUGAUCCAGCAGAGCAAAUUCAAGCUAGUGAAGGCUGGUUUUUUGGAAUCUCCCAUCGGACAGGCUGCAGAGGUUUCAGUCCUGAAAACUACUCAGAGAAAGUUAAUGGGUCUGAUACAUGGGUUCUACACAGGACAUAUACAUUCUCUAAAACUUACCAAGAGCAGCAAAAUGGUAUUCAGCAAAGAUCUAAAGAAGCACAUAGUGAGGACAGAGAAGGCAGCCAUUCACCAUCUGUAAUGAGCUUCACCAAACUUUUAUCGGGACAGCUGCUCCAAGAAGUUCCAUCAAGAAGGCUUUUAUUAGUCGUACGAUAUGGUGAAAGGAUAGAUCAAGUUUUUGGAAAGUCAUGGCUAAAACUAUGCAUAAAUAUCAAUGGGAAAUAUCUCAGGGCAGAUUUAAAUUUUCCUCCCAAACUGCCAAGGAGAACUACUGGUGCAAAAGAUUAUGAAAAGGAUCCUCCUCUAACAUGUUGUGGCCAGUUCCAAUCCAGGUUAACAGGUGAAGCACUGAGAGAAAAAGGAAUAGUUUUCAGUCGUGUGUAUUCAUCUCCUGCACUAUGCUGCAUAGAGACUGCUCAUCACAUUUUGGAAGGUCUAAACAUCAGUCAGAAACCUAAGAUUUGUAUAGAACCUGGACUGUUUGAAUGGACAAAAUGGGAGGGAAGUAAAGGUAUUCCCAACUUCAUGUCACUAAUGGAGCUAAAAGAAGCCAACUACAAUGUGGAUACUUCUUACAGCUGUAGCUUUCCAUUGCCAAAUCUGGUGACAUCAGAAGGCUAUGAGGACUUUAUAAACAGAAGUUCAACUACCGUAAAGGAAAUCGUUAAUGCUUCCAGGAGUGAAGGUGAUAGUAUUUUAGUCAUUGGUCAUUCCUCAGGUCUUGAUUCUUUCACUCGACCAGUGGUGAGCCUCCCACCUAAGGAUUCCAAGGACUUUGCUGACAUGGUUAGAAAGAUUCCUGCACUUGGAAUGUGCUGCUGUGAAGAAAUUAAAGAAGAAAGCAGAUGGCAAAUGAUCAUUCCUCCAAUUCCAACACUGACACAUGGACCUAAUGCAGCUUUUAACUGGAAAGAAACAAUAUUAAGAUAAUUUUCAUCCUAACAGUUUUAAAUGGUAGUUUUUUUACGAAAAGAAGACUAUGAUUAACAGUAAAUGGUGCACCCCAUACCUCUCAACUACAUAGAUUUUUGCACAUUGUUCAGAUUUUUGCCUCAUUAUUUUUGGUCCAUUUUUCA
This is a messenger RNA of Protopterus annectens (West African lungfish), 2036 nucleotides long. It is a transcript of the gene UBASH3A, whose product is annotated as ubiquitin associated and SH3 domain containing A. NCBI's taxonomy places the organism in Eukaryota, Metazoa, Chordata, Ceratodontiformes, Protopteridae. Gene Ontology annotation, cellular component: cytoplasm. Gene Ontology annotation, molecular function: protein binding. Gene Ontology annotation, biological process: negative regulation of T cell receptor signaling pathway. The coding region runs from base 1 to 1890 and encodes 629 amino acids. The transcript has 14 exons. The record is from RefSeq and is a predicted model, not a curated record.